This is a messenger RNA of Vavraia culicis subsp. floridensis, 624 nucleotides long. RefSeq lists its product as uncharacterized. The transcript has a single exon. The annotation marks the transcript as partial. Lineage: Eukaryota; Fungi; Microsporidia; Pleistophoridae. The record is from RefSeq and is a predicted model, not a curated record.
AUGGAUUGUCUUUGGAUUAUCUUCAUUUUUUCUUUGAUCAGGGCAUCUCAAGGUGGUGCACGAGACUUAGCAAAUGUGGCGAAUGCAUACGGUGAGAAUAGCAGAGUAGAUGAUGAAAAUGAUUAUGUGUGGAGUACACAUCAUAACACACCAAUAAUGGGUAACAUAGCGCGUAUGACAGAAUUAAAGAAAAGACAUAACAAUAUGUUAGAAGGUAAAGCAAAAUAUAAUAGGAUAUAUUACGCAUUAUUAUCUUUUGAAGAUGCUUUUAGAGAUUACAACUCUAAUGAAGUAGAACAAAUGCUUGGAAAAUCACAAAAUAACGAAUCACUAAGAUUGUACUUCACCGAUCUAAGAAGUAAGAUGUUGAAACUUGCACGAAUAUUUCGCAAUUCGCAUAUUUUAGUGUUUAAACAAGCCAUUCGAAAAGGAAAAAAACACGAAAUAGCACGAUUAAGCACGGAAUGCGAGAAAAUUAUGAAAGAACAGCCAAGGUGCUAUUACGUACAGAAGAUGGAUGAGAUGCUGCAUGAAAUACUUCAAAUGAACAUUAAAACGGGUAAGUACGCAUUUAUACAUGAUCUUAUGCAUGUAUUCGCUCGUCUUAUCAGUACGAAGGAAUGU